This is a messenger RNA of Python bivittatus (Burmese python), 1803 nucleotides long. Lineage: Eukaryota; Metazoa; Chordata; Lepidosauria; Squamata; Pythonidae. The record is from RefSeq and is a predicted model, not a curated record.
CGGAAUAGAUUUCAUCCAUACACAAAGGAAAAGAGUGCAGGGACUGGGGAGAAGAAGACUGUUAAUCGUAACAGAGUAUUCAUUAGCAACAUCCCGUAUGACAUGAAGUGGCAGUCCAUUAAAGAUCUUAUGAGAGAGAAAGUUGGUGAGGUUACAUACGUGGAGCUGUUUAAGGAUGCAGAAGGAAAAUCAAGGGGUUGUGGUGUGGUUGAAUUCAAAGAUGAAGAAUUUGUAAAGAAAGCAUUGGAGACUAUGAAUAAAUACGAUCUUAAUGGAAGACCACUUAACAUAAAAGAGGAUCUGGAUGGUGAACAUGCCCGCAGGGCACUGCAGCGUGGGAGUGGACCAUUUACAGGAGGACAUGGUCCAGAUAUAGCACCAGGCUUGAUGAAUUUGCCACCUUCUAUACUUAAUAACCCAAACAUUCCUCCUGAGAUUAUCAGCAAUCUACAAGCUGGCAGGCUGGGAUCCACCAUUUUUGUGGCGAAUCUUGACUUUAAAGUUGGCUGGAAGAAAUUAAAGGAGGUGUUCAGCAUUGCUGGAACUGUAAAACGUGCAGAUAUUAAAGAAGACAAAGAUGGCAAAAGUCGGGGAAUGGGAACAGUGACUUUUGAGCAACCAAUUGAAGCUGUUCAGGCAAUAUCAAUGUUCAAUGGACAGUUCCUCUUUGACAGACCCAUGCAUGUGAAAAUGGAUGACAAAUCAAUUCCUCAUGAUGAUUUCCGUGCAGCAGAUAGCAAAACACCACAGUUGCCCCGUGGACUUGGAGGGAUCGGAAUGGGACUUGGCCCUGGUGGACAGCCAAUAAGCGCAACCCAGCUGAGCAUGGGUAGUGGAAUGGGGAGUGUGGCUCCAGGAGGAAUGGGAGUGGAUGGACCAGGCUUUGGAGGAAUGAAUAGAAUGAGUGGAGGCAUGGCAAAUAUGGGAGGAUUUGGCGGAGUCAACCGAUUGGGAGGAAUGGGAAGCGUAGAUGAUUUCAGAGGGAACAUUGGCAGUGGAAUGAGUGGUGGCAUUGGAACGGGCAUGGCUGCUGGUAUGGGAGAAAUGUUCCGUGGUGGAAUGGGAGGAACUAUUGAUAGAGACUUUGGUCGAAGCGAUAUGGCUUUGAACCGUGGAUUUGGAGACUCCUUUGGAAGAAUGGGUGGUGCAAUGGUUGGUGGUUUUGCAGGAGGCAUGGGAGCUUCUAAUAUGGGCCCAGUAGGAUCUGGAAUGAGUAGUGGAAUAAGUGGGAUGAACAGCAUGACCGGAGGAAUGGGAAUGGGAAUGGGGAUGGGAAUGGAUCGGAUGAGCACCAGUUUUGAUCGAAUGGGACCAACCAUGGGAACUGGCCUGGACAGAAAUAUCGAUAUGGAUCGAGGAUUUGUGCCUGGCCCAAUGGGAAGUGGUGUGAGAGACAGAGUAGGCACCAAAGGCAACCAGAUAUUUGUUAGAAAUCUUCCUUUUGACUUGACCUGGCAGAAGCUUAAGGAAAAAUUCAGCCAGUGUGGUCAUGUAAUGUUUGCAGAAAUAAAAAUGGAGAAUGGAAAAUCGAAAGGCUGUGGAACGGUCAGAUUUGACUCACCAGAAUCAGCAGAAAAAGCCUGUAGAAUAAUGAACGGCAUAAAAAUCAGUGGCAGAGAAAUUGACGUACGUUUGGAUCGCAUUGCAUAAUUUAUAAGUACAUGUUGAGGAACAUUCCUUUAGACAGUUUACUGUAGCUCCUUCCUCUCUCCCCUUUCCCAGUAAGUCAUUUUUAGUAACACUGUAUGCUUUACUUGAGUUGAAGAAACAAUACUUUUAAAAGACCCCCCCCCCAGCCUUUAA